GCGCGCUUUAUGUGUCUGAUGUCUUCCAUCAGAAGAGCGGAUCAGUUCAGUUGGCAACCGGAACAACAGCGGCAGCAGCAGCGGAUGGUACAGAUUAGGUUGCCAGCCUCAAACUGAGAUUUCUAACUGCAUUAUUCUGUGUUCAUGUGAAACAAAAGGUGACAUUUUCUCGUAUGGAAUGACAACCUCACACAUAUAUAUUGAUUCCAAACCAGCUGCUCGGUUUGCUGACAUGGAGUGGCAGACACCAGCUGUGUCAGAGAAGUUCCAAAGUCGAUUUGGCCGCCGGCCUGGGACAGCGGACAGUGGGGACACGGGUCUUGGCACCUCGGCGUCUGACAGUACAGAAGAUUUCUGCAGUUCCAGCAGCAGCCCCUCAUUUCAGCCCAUCCGCAGUCAGAUCCCCAUUCCCACUGCACAUGUCAUGCCCUCCACGGCCGGAGCCCCGGCCUCUAAGCCCAAGCCGUUUGUCCAGGAGGGGUCCCUGUCCUCCGUUGAGGGCCACAGGUCUUCCUCUGGCUCCAGAACCACGAGUGGCUCCACAUCAAAGUCUUCCUCCUCUCUCUCCAAAUCUGCAUCUUCGCCCAACCUGGACGCUCAUACCGGGUUGGGGGGCGAUCACGUGGGGCCAGACUGCCUGAGCCGCUACCGCAGCCUCGUCAAUGGGCUGGACCACUCACUUUUCCCCUCAGAUCGCACACGUAUGGAUGAGGGCCAGAGGUUUGACACUCCUGCCGUGGAACCUACGCUAAAUCAGUCUGCCUUGUUGGGGGGGUUGUGCCCUGAUGUCAGACUCCGAUUACAGGGGGCCGGGAUUAGAGACACCCCAGACUGUGUGUCUGACGCCUACAGAGGCAGCAUGGAGCACAGCUAUAAGGUUCUGCCUGAAGCUCGGUCUGGGGGUCCCAGCACAGCAGAAGCCUCCAAUCAGAGGGCAAGUUUGCCCGGUGCUGCAGGACCCUCUGGAGUUUAUGCCCCCCCUCUGAGCCUGCAGACACAGGCUCUGCUGAGGGAGCACGCCGGCGCCAAGGGUUACGAGACACUGCGGCAGGACAGAUGUGGGGAACUGUCCAGCUGGCAGCAACAACAGCAACAGAAGCAGCAGCUGGAGAGUUUACGCCUGCAGGUGGAACAAAUGCAGCUAAUGAGUACUGGGGUGGGUCAGUACCCGUCUCUGUACUCCACGCCCGUUCACUCGGAGGCCGGCAAGUGGGACGCUCUGGUGAAAGCCAGUGAGUCUCUGCUGAAGGAGAAGGAGAUGAUUAUUGAGAGACAAAAGCAGCACAUGACACAGUUGGAGCAGCGUCUGAGGGAAAGCGAGCUGCAAGUCCACGGAGCCCUCCUGGGUCGAGGGUCUUCCUAUGGGGAUAUGUGCAUGCUGAGGCUGCAGGAGGCUCAGAGGGAGAAUGCCUUCCUCAGGGCGCAGUUCACUGAGCGCUCUGACUGCGUUGUGAUGGAGAAAGCGGAGGCAGAGCGCAGACUCGGGGCAGUGGAGGCGGAGACACGGCGACUAACCGACAGCCUGAAGGAGACCUGUGAGAAACACGCAGAGGAGAUGAAGAAACAGGAAGAGAGGAUCCGCAGUCGAGACAAACACAUCAACAACCUGAAGAAGAAGUGUCAGAAGGAGUCUGAGCUGAAGAGGGAGAACCAGCAGCGCAUCGAGACUCUGGAGCGCUAUCUGGCCGACCUGCCCACCUUAGAGGACUACCAGAGCCAGAACAAGCAGCUCGUCGAGGCUGAACAGCAUGCGGCUCAGCUACAAGAGACGGUUCGAGAUUUGGAGCUCUGUCUAGACACAACGCGCUCACAGCUACGAGAAAAAGACGCACAUCUGGACGAACAGAAACGCAGGGAGAGAGACCUGCUGACCACCAUUACUGAUAUGCAGCAGCGGGUGCAGCAGGGCCUGGAGGAUGGAGCCAGACUGCCUUCAGUGGAUAUGGAGAAGCUCAGAGGAGAGAACAAUGUUUUGAGAGAGGAGCAGCAGAGACUCAAAAAGGUCAUUGAGAAGCAGCACCGCAUGAUGGAACAGCUCGGCUCCCAGAUCCAGGCGUUGGAGGAGCAGAUCUGUCAGGAAGACAGCAGCUCUCAGGCUCUCCGAGAAGACGUGUUGUCCAAGGAGCAGAACGUGUUGGAGCUCCACACAGCCAUGAAGGAGCUAUCGGCCCAGAACCAGGAGCUGAUGGAGCAGAACCUGACACUGCAGGAGCAGAUGGGGGAUCCAGAGCAGAGGAGCAGCAGCCAGGCGUCCCCCCCACUGCAGCCCGCCGGGGCCCGCCUCACUCACAGGCUGCAUGCAGAGAUGAACUCGUGCCUCAGUGACCUGCGCUCCCUGUGCAGCAUCCUGACCCAGAGAGCCCAGGGACAGGACCCCAACAUCUCCCUGCUGCUGGGCCUCACAUCGCCCCCUCCAGUGACCCAUCUGGACCAGGACUGGAUGAAUCCAGAGGUACUGCAGAAAAAGCUGGUCGAAGCUCAGCAGCUCCGUCGAGACGUGGAGGAACUACGCAAUGUAAUACUGGACCGGUACGCGCAGGACAUGGGAGAGAACUGCAUCACCCAGUAACCCUAACCCACCCAGGUGACACUUCUCCCCUUCCCCUCUGAAGCGGGCUCGUUUUUCAUGACUCGUUACUGAAUGUCACAAAGAGAACUGGAUUUUCCAAUUUCAUUAAAUGAGGACAAAGGAAAGCCCAAAUGGUUUAGCUUCUUCUUCUCUCGACUGACUGUCUCAGAAUCCUCCCAUCCCUCCGGUGAGUUCAUCUAUUUCAGUCCAAGGGCUAACGGAAAAUAACUUACCUCUAAUACUUGAUCCUUAAGCAUUUUGUGUGUGUUUUUAAUGAUGACAUGAAUAUUGUCAGUUACCAAACAGUCUUAUACUUUUUGUUUCAUUAGCUAUUUGUGUAGAAGUCCCACAAAUCUAAUUUAUUUAAAACUUUAAUUUCCCUCUCCGGGGGAAUUAAAAAGAAGUGGUUGACAAUCAACUGAAAUAUUUUAACCUGUGCUUUUAACAAGAUUUACAAGAGAAUGUUUCCAACAUGCCGUUAUUUAAAAUGGCCAAUGCUGUAACAUUAGACUCUGCUGUGAGGUAUUGGACUUGAUACUGAAGGGUUUAAAACCAAAACAGCUUCUCACACCAACUAGCCUACAACCGUUUUAUUACCAAAGAAACUCUGGUCAGAGCAGUUGUGCAAGUCUGUGAAUGUUUGUGAGCGCUUCCCUCUGCUGCAGGCCUCGUUCUGAAUGAACACCAACAUGUGCCUUUCUGUCGCAAUGCUAGUUCAUUUUAGACCAACCACAAAGGGCUGUUUGCAGCUGACUCUUCCAAUAUGACCUUUCUCUCAGCGUAUCAACCAGUGGGAUAUUCAAUACAUUCCCUGACUCUGAAUGUAGCAGAUCACUUUGGGAAAACUCACAGAGCUUGUGGAGGCCCUUUUUAGAAUGUCUUUUUUUUGUUCCUGGUAGAUAAAGAUAACUCUUUAGUCUGAGUGAUUAUCUGCCCACAAAGGUUUCUGUAUAUUUCAGGUUGAUAAUGGCUGACAGAGUGGGAAACUGUUUCAUUAAUGUGUGACUGAGAAACAGUAUUAAUCUUCAGUAUUAUUUAUUUUGUAUUGUUUGCAUUGACAACUCAGUGUAAAAGCCUCCUAAUGCGUUGCUGUAAUAAUGUGCUAAUGUGUUUGAGCUUGAGGUCCCAUGAAGUGCCAUCAGAUUGUCAUUUUCUCCCGUGGUGUUUUUUUUAACGAGUUGUCUGAUGGCUAAUGAUUGUCAGCGGUCACUAAGGGAUCUUUAGCUUCUUCAGGUCCAAGAAUGUUUUAAUCCCAUGUGAGGAUGAUGGGAGGGGUUGGCUGGUUCACCCCCAAAUCCCCCAUCACAUUGUACUGGAUGGAGUUUUAUAUUUGCCCUGAGUGCAGGAGAAGCCAUUAAAAAAGAAAAGCUUGACACUUUACAGGAUAUAUAUAUAUAUAUAAAUAUAUAUAUAUAUAUAAACAUAUGCAACAAUGAGUUUUUCUGACAAGUGAUACAGAUCAACCCACCCAGGGACACACAAGCCAUUUUUCAUUUCAUGGGACCUUUUUUAGAAACUUGAGUAGCACAAGUUAUAUCUUUGGAAAGUCCGGCUCCGCAUGCCUUAACAUCUCAAACGUUUAGCAAAAAGGGAAAAAGAUGUUUAUAUUUUCAUACUUUUGUCCUUGUUUGUAUUUGCAUAUUUUAGAAAUAA
Notothenia coriiceps (black rockcod) is the source of this 4222-nucleotide messenger RNA. It is a transcript of the gene cep85, whose product is annotated as centrosomal protein 85. The transcript has 14 exons. The coding region runs from base 179 to 2569 and encodes 796 amino acids. NCBI's taxonomy places the organism in Eukaryota, Metazoa, Chordata, Actinopteri, Perciformes, Nototheniidae. Gene Ontology annotation, cellular component: centrosome. The record is from RefSeq and is a predicted model, not a curated record.